This is a messenger RNA of Monopterus albus (swamp eel), 3044 nucleotides long. It is a transcript of the gene wnt16, whose product is annotated as wingless-type MMTV integration site family, member 16. NCBI's taxonomy places the organism in Eukaryota, Metazoa, Chordata, Actinopteri, Synbranchiformes, Synbranchidae. The transcript is spliced from 4 exons. Gene Ontology annotation, cellular component: extracellular region. Bases 241 to 1308 code for a protein of 355 amino acids. Gene Ontology annotation, biological process: canonical Wnt signaling pathway; multicellular organism development; cell fate commitment. Gene Ontology annotation, molecular function: frizzled binding; cytokine activity. The record is from RefSeq and is a predicted model, not a curated record.
GGCUCAGACUGGUCCGGUCGGUCCUGCUGCUUCUCCUGUCGAAUAAAAACGCGUGUGGACGCUGAACAAACUUGUCCGGGCGGGAUCUGUAGCACCUCACUACCGACCCCGGCGGGCGAUGCCUCACGGGGGAUCAUAUCCACCGACACCGAGAUUAAUGAAUCUGCCCUGGAACGGGUUUUAGUGUGCUGAUGGACAGAGUGAGCGCGCAGCCGUGCGGCUCAGAUAGAUGAAGAGGUCAUGGAGAGACGGAGCUGUGGAGUCCGACACGUGUGCACUGUGACUCUGCUGCUGAUCUCUGUGUGUCCGCUCUGCUGUAGAGCCAGCUGGAUGUGGCUGGGAGUGACCUCGGCGGGCGUAUCGGAGCAGCUGGGCUGUGCCAACCUGCCUCUGAGCCACAGACAACGGGAGCUGUGCCGGAAGAAGCCGUUCCUGCUGCCCAGCAUCCAGAACGGAGCCCGGCUGGCCAUCGCCGAGUGCCAGAGCCAGUUCAGAAACGAGAGGUGGAACUGCUCCACCUCCGAGGACCCGUCCGUGUUCGGAUACCAGCUAACGAGCGGAACCAAAGAAACGGCGUUUAUCUACGCGGUGAUGGCGGCGGGACUGGUCCACGCCGUGACCCGCUCCUGCAGUCUGGGCAACUUGACGGAGUGCGGCUGCGACGCUCGGCUGCAGGGUGGUGGCUCGUCGGCGGAGGGCUGGCACUGGGGCGGCUGCUCGGACCACAUCCAGUACGGGACCUGGUUCAGCCGCAGGUUCAUCGACAGUGCUGUCAAAAACAUGUCGACGACCAGAGGGGGGUACACGCUGCUCACCAUGAACCAGCACAACAGUGAGGCCGGGCGACAGGCCAUUGACCGGACGAUGUCCACAGACUGUCGUUGUCACGGUGUCUCCGGCUCCUGUGCAGUGAAGACCUGUUGGAGGACGAUGGCGGCGUUCGAGCGCGUCGGCGUUUACCUGAAGGAGCGGUACGAGCAUAGCGUUCAGGUGUCCGACCGCUCCAGGAGGAAGACGAGGAAGAAGGACCAGCGUCGGCUCCACGUCGACAAACACCAGCUCAUUUUCUUCAACAAGUCUCCGAACUACUGCCUGGAGGACCGGCGGCGGGGCGUCGCUGGCACCAGAGGACGCCGCUGCAACCGAACGUCGACCGGACCAGACGGAUGCAACCUGCUGUGCUGCGGCCGCGGAUACAACACACACGUGGUGAGAGACGUCCAGCACUGCGAGUGCAAGUUCGUGUGGUGCUGCUUUGUCCAUUGCAGGCGCUGCGAGAGCAUGAACGACAUGCACACCUGUAAAUAACAACACACCUGGAAGCACUAACACACAGCUCACGCUGAGGAUGAAGACACGAUCUUAAUUUUAAAAAACGAAACUGAUGUGCCAGGCUUGCAGGAGCAUGAACGACAUGCACACCUGUAAAUAACACACCUGGAAGUAAGAGAGGCGGAUGAAAGAGACGUCUUUGAAAACAAAGUGGACGGUGGAUACUACUGGAUCAUCUUUCAACCAGUCGGGGCCUUUGUGACCUGUGACAGGCGGAGCUGCAGGAGAAGAUUCAGGCUGGCUGAUUCAGUUUGAGUCAGACCUUCUGGUCCUAAGACACAUAACUGGAACACAUCUCGAUCUGGUUCAGUGAGACUUCCACUUCCUGAGGAUCUUACUGUCUCUGCUGUUCCUCCAGAACAAACCUGAGGAACAGAGGCUGUCGAUGUUGUCUUCAGUCCCACAGUAGAGUUUAGUGAUUGUUGUCUGUAUGUCCAUGUGAAAGAGACUCUGCAGAGGCUUUAACACACUCGACUGGAAUAAGCUCCUACUCGUUUUGGAGGAAACUGAGGCUUUCUUCCUUUAAUCAAAUGGAACAUUUUUUAGAACAGAAAGGAUCACACUAACACAAGGUAGAAUCGGGAUCAAAAAUUUUCCCUCUGCUUCAGGCAGACAGUUUAAAAUCGUGGGGCCACUAGAGGGCGCUGUCAUCAGGCCACACACCUCGGUCCGCACUGGGCACAUGUGGAGGUUGGUCCAGAGGCCACGUCCUGUCCCAAACCUGCUUUAAAUGUCUUCUUUGUCAACAACACCCAAACUGAAUGAUUGAACAUUUGAUCCAUAUUUAUAGAUGAAGUUACUGUGUUUUCAUGUGUAGAUUGUGUUUCUUCUUCUUUUAUCAGAAUCAAAGAACGGGAGCCACAGUGCAGUUUCAAUAAGAUCGAGGAAGGAGAGUCGGUUCAGAUGCUGAUCAUUCAUAACAAAAUCAGGAUCAAACACAUGAACAGUUCUCUGAAUGAAUUUCACACUUUGGUUCGUUGUUAUGGCAUCGGUCCAAGCCCAAAGGCAGCACAGCAGCCCCACAUCACGGUGCUGCCAUCACAGUGUGUCACCACUAGGAUGAUGUUUUCAUGUUGUAUGCGGUUCCGUCUUUACACCAUGCGUAGUGCUGUGGAGUGUCAAAGUGCUCUGUGGCAAACCUCAGGUGCACUGCAGUGUUUUAUGACAGCACCGGUGCUCUGUGAAUCCUGAUGUUUUCAUACCAACAUGGAAACAUCAUCCCUACAGUGAAAGGAGCACUGUGAUGUGGGACUGGACCGCUGCCAACGUGGAGGGGCACAUGAAUUCCCAGGUUCAUCAGGGGAUCCUACAGGAUCAUGUCAGGGUGGCUGUCUGUCCACCAGUUGAGCCUCAAUAGGAGCUGGGCAAGGCAGCAGGACAGUGAUCCUAAGACAGAAAGGCGUCAGAACAAGAAAAUCUGCCACACGGUGCCUAGAGCCCAGACCUCGACCCAGCAGAGAUGCUGUGGACUGAGCUCAGAGAGCCGUUCACACAUGUCCUUCCUGGGAAUCUGGCUGAGCCGAAGCAGCUCUGUGAGGAAGAACGGUCCGGAGUUCCUCCUGAACAUUGUGCUGGUCUGAGCCACGGCUACAGGAAGCAGCUGUUUGAAGUUAUUACUGCCAUAGAAGCUUCAACCAGCUAUUAACUUAGUUUUUCCACCAGCACUUUGAGUGUUUUCUGGCUGAGCUCAAUAAAGACAUGACACAUUAUAA